This is a messenger RNA of Puntigrus tetrazona (Sumatra barb), 2740 nucleotides long. It is a transcript of the gene uck1, whose product is annotated as uridine-cytidine kinase 1. The coding region runs from base 164 to 997 and encodes 277 amino acids. Lineage: Eukaryota; Metazoa; Chordata; Actinopteri; Cypriniformes; Cyprinidae. Gene Ontology annotation, cellular component: cytosol; cytoplasm. Gene Ontology annotation, molecular function: kinase activity; ATP binding. The transcript has 7 exons. The record is from RefSeq and is a predicted model, not a curated record.
ACAGAAACGCCCUGCACACGUUCACUAACUAGUGCAGUGACAUUGGAUAGUGAAAGCAAGCGCUAAUCGAUCGCGCAGACAGCCUCCGACCGAUGAGCCAUCCCCUAUGCCUUCUUUCGGACUCCACGCUUGAAUAAAAGGCCGUUUUUGUUCGUGUACCAGCAUGAAUUCUGCCGGACUGCUGUGUGAAACCGAGCGGCCGCGGCACCGUCCUUUCCUGAUCGGUGUGAGCGGAGGAACGGCCAGCGGAAAGUCCACAGUGUGUGCAAAAAUCAUGGAGCUUUUGGGUCAGAAUAAGGUGGAUCAUCACCACAGGAAGGUCACCAUCGUCAGCCAGGACAGUUUCUACCGGGUUCUCACCCCAGAACAGAAGGCCAAAGCUUUGAAAGGCCAGUACAACUUUGACCAUCCAGAUGCGUUUGAUACGGAGCUGAUGUGUCAGACACUGAAGGACAUCGUAGAAGGAAAGGUGGUGGAGGUUCCCACGUAUGACUUCGUCACCCAUUCCAGGCUGCCAGAGAAGAUAUGCGUGUAUCCCGCCGAUGUGGUGCUGUUUGAAGGGAUCUUGGUGUUCUACACACAGGAAGUCAGAGACAUGUUCCACAUGAAGCUGUUUGUGGACACAGACUCCGACGUACGCCUGUCUCGCCGAGUUCUGCGUGACAUGAGAAGAGGUCGAGAUCUGGAGCAGAUUCUCACGCAGUACACCACGUUUGUCAAACCGGCCUUCGAGGAGUUCUGCCUUCCUACCAAGAAAUACGCCGACGUCAUAAUACCUCGUGGAGUUGAUAACAUGGUGGCGAUAAACCUGAUCGUGCAGCAUAUCCAGGACAUCCUCAACGGUGACAUCUGCAAGUGGCAGAGGGGUUCGGUCAACGGACACGCCCACGGGCGGAGUCUGAAAAGGGGCGUGGCCGAGCACAGCGAGAUAGCUUGCGGAGGCGGGAACAUGACGGCGAAACGCCCCCUACUGGAACCCAGCACGCGACCACAUUAACACGCAGCAGAAGAGAGUCAUACGAUCACAAAAAAAACCUGAAAGCUUGAAUUUUUCUGCAUGCUUCCAACAAACGGUCUCUCACAGGCUCUCUUUUCAUAGAAUUUAAAAGACUGACUUAAAAAAAAAAAACAUGAUUAUUUGAAUUUGAUGAAAAUGAUCACACCCUCAGGCCAUUCGAGGCGGGGAAAAUACUGGAGAGAUGUAGCAUUGCAUCAGUUAGUCAGCGAGGGGUGCUCUGCAGUGAAUGGGUGCCGUCAGAAAGAGAGUCCAAAACAAAAUAGAAAUAAUCCACAGCGCUCCAGUUCAGCGGUUACCAUCCCGAGAAGGGAGAAGUCGCACGUUCGCAACAAAAAAAAAUUGUCCAUAAUAAUGUUUUCUCUUAAGAAAAUGUUGUCACCUGAAUCUGGAGAGAAAUACGCGUUUGCUGAAGUUUAAGAACAUCUCGGAGAUUAUUUGUUUUGCUCAUGAGCAAACGCCUUUACGGUUCACAAGACGUUAUUCGAUGGAGCGGAGCGUAGUGUUUAUUAUCAGCUGUUUGGACUCCCGUUCCGACGGCACCCAUUCGCUGCAGAACAAGUCACGAAAGCUACGAAUCUGAUGAAGAAACAAACUCAUUCUGAGCACGUUUUGGGUGAACCGUUCCUUUAAGAACAGCCUUCUGCUGUUUAUCCGAGUCACCUGACCCUCAGCGUGACCUUUAACCUCUAGUCACGUCUUUCUCAAACUAUAUAUAUAUAUAUAUAUAUAUAUAUAUAUAUAUAUAUAUAUAUAUAUAUAUAUAAAAUAGUGAAUGUCCUACAUGUCACGACUGACGUGAAUCUGUCCUCCUGAUAUUAAUAAGGUCAGCACUAGUAAUAAAGUAAACGAGAUUGUACUUCCACCCGUAGAACACAAGUUGUUUGGUUGCUGUUAUCAAGUAUAACAUGCUUCAUUAAGGGCGUCACGAGUCCUGCUCAAUCAGGACAAAACCAAGUAAAACACUUCUAGUGAAUUACAGCGACAGCUUAGCAUCUCAAAGAUGAAUCUGUCUGUCGCCGACUCGUCUUAUUUUGAAUGUUGCGUGUCAUUUAUGUUGCUCUGUGAUUUCUUCCCAAAUGUGAAUAUUUUAAAAUAGUCCUUCAUUUGUAAUCAGAUUUUGCAUUUUUCUUGAACGCACUUUUUUUAAACAUUAAAGAGAACAUGCUUGUGACUAAACGGACACUGUGUUUGAUUCAACUUUCUCUUUACUGUAAAAAGCACCACAAAUGAAGCUAAAUGAUGGAAAUACCACGCUAGCUAAGCAUUUAAAUACAGCUAGCACGCUGCAUGUCCCACAAACAUGCUAUUACUUCCAGGUGUGCUAUUCAGAAAUCAUUCUAAUACACCGAUUUAAUAUUUCGAUGAAUAAAGUUCAAAAGCAUUUACAGCAUUAUCUUUUUACGUUAGAAACGGCUCUAGCGCCGUCUUUGAUCGAUUUAACGCACUGCUGAAUAAAAGCAAGACUUUCUUUAGUAAUGGUUCGACUACAGCUGCUUUUUGUAAACGCAAACAUACUAAAUGUAGAGUUAAAAGUAGACGUACGAUACAAAGAGAGCAGUUUUAUUGGUUGAAUAUACAGGACGUUAUAGGUAUAGCAGGGAAAAAUUCCCAGAAGUCGGUAAACAUCACACACACACACACGCACACACACACACACACACACACACACACACACACACACACACACACACACACACACACACACACACACACACACACACA